This is a messenger RNA of Exophiala oligosperma, 2127 nucleotides long. RefSeq lists its product as uncharacterized. The record is from RefSeq and is a predicted model, not a curated record. The transcript is spliced from 4 exons. Bases 1 to 2127 code for a protein of 708 amino acids. NCBI's taxonomy places the organism in Eukaryota, Fungi, Ascomycota, Eurotiomycetes, Chaetothyriales, Herpotrichiellaceae.
AUGGCAUACGUCGGCGUCGAGCUGGAUGAUUUCGAGCCUGAAAGUGCGCGAUCCACAGACGACAGACUCGAUCAAUCCUCAAUGAAAACUCUUCUGAGUUCCAAGAUACAGGGAGGAGAUUAUACACCUACUUCCAGUAUUCUCCAUUGGACGCAUCGCCGUUCUGUCAAAUAUUUAUGGCGAUCAUUCCGAUCCAAUACGAAACGGUUCUUUACCCAAGGCUUUGCAGAGCUCGGAAUACCCAAUUGGCGCCACAAUGUCUGCCAGUGUGCUAUUCUCAUAUGGCCAUUACUGUUCAUUGGCGCUCUAGUGUCUAUAUUGCCAGUCAUCACAUCCAAAAGGCUUUUCCGCGAUACAGACGCGUGUCAACCGGACUCUGGGUUCUCGGUUGGCUACGGCACUUAUAACAUCUGGUCGCUUGCAGGAUUUUUUCAGAUAACACUGGGGUUUGGCCGACUAUCCUUCUCAGCGGCCAAAGCUCUCACCGUCUCCUGGGAUAUUAUCCUCGGACGCGGCGGCCAGGCGCUUAUGGUGUGGGUAUCUUACAUUGUGUACUCCAAAGCACUCGUUCGAUCAAUGGAGUCGUCGCCGGUGACCUAUGGAUCUUUCGAAGCAAUUACCUUACAAGGUGGCACACUGGUCUCUCUACUUAAACUCAGCCGUGACUUUGUCACGAAUAGAACUCUUCGGGCAAGACUUGCUAUGGCAUGGAUGAUUGUAUCAGGCAUCUUCGUGCUCGCAUUCCAAACCUUGAUCAGUGCCAUGGCGGGAUAUACCGCGAACAUCGAGUCCUACGUUCAACUGCCAUCCGGAAGCAUGGAGCCGUAUUCGUCCUUCAGCACAGUACGAUACAUCAUCCACGACGCGCAUCGCAUCAAUGACAGCCUCACAAGGGAUUUUAUGGUCAGGACGAGUCACGCUCAAUACGGCGACACUGUGCAUUUGGGAUACGGUGAUGCCGAUGCUUGUGAACUUCAGUGGUAUCCACGUGAUACAUCUGAGUACAGCAACAGCACGGUGCUGGAAUGGUCUGAUGCCGCCGACCCUUGGGGGAUUUGCGAUUUUUACUGGCAUGUUUCCGAAUACGGCUUCAAAUAUGGCUUUCUCGGCUUGAACAACGUCAGCUCGACAUUCAACAACAGCGGAAAAAUCAUCCACCUCGACCCGCCGACUUUGGACAUCAGGGCAAUUUUCUGGAACGAGGCCUGGCUCUCGGAUAUGAACGAGACGAAGUGGUACUACUGGCCCUAUGGUUUCAACUGGGAGACUCCGUCCGGCGACCGUCCCUUUCACAACACGAGCACGAGUCCCAUAUUCAGUGACGGCGAAUACAGUUACGACCUGGAAGACCUCAACCUGAACGGAAAAUGUCAACAGCUUGACACGAGCUACAAGUGGGGCUUUUCGUUCCUGGUGCUGUUUAAUGUCAUCAUGACUUUUACCGUUUGGUGUCUCGGCAUGUACAUACUUUGGCUGGACGCCUGGUUGAAUUCGCGUUUCGAUCGAGCAGGACGGACCAUGGGCCUCCACCGUGCUGUUCUGGACCUGGCUGCCUGCAUGAACCAAGACGUUGACGAGGGUGGCAGAGAGAUGAUGUCCAAUGGGGAAUUGCACGACAAGAUCCGCAAAGGGCUCAACGGUGGACAGAUCACGUAUGAGAUGCUGGACGAGAAGUGGCUCCCCGUCAGUCGUCGCGCGGUUCUCGACCUGUGGUGGCUCGACAAGAAACAGGAAUGGCCCGGGAAAAGGGAGAAGAUGAGGCGAUUUUGGCCCGAGACGAAGAGGCGUUGGCAAGAGACGAACAAGAAGGAGUUUUUGAAGCGAUGGAUCCCGGCACACAAGUACACGUUGGCGUUGUUCCUGUGCUCCCUGGGGUUCCUGGCAGCCGCCCUGGCCGGGACGCACGCCCCUCUGUCCACGGCGAUGUUGACCGUCGCGGGGUCAGCCACGGCGCUUUUCAUGGACGAGGCCCCCAAAGGCAAAUGGGUCGUGUUUUUGUUCUGUGCCGCGUGGGGGGCCAUCCUGAUACCGGUGGGACCGUUUGUCUACCUGGACAAACAUCACUACGCUCUCUUGUGGGGGACGCACGAUGCUUACGCGAAACUUCAUUGGUGGUAUAACGAGUGA